Messenger RNA from Physella acuta, 3440 nucleotides. Its product is annotated as CLIP domain-containing serine protease B9. The record is from RefSeq and is a predicted model, not a curated record. Gene Ontology annotation, molecular function: serine-type endopeptidase activity. NCBI's taxonomy places the organism in Eukaryota, Metazoa, Mollusca, Gastropoda, Physidae. Gene Ontology annotation, biological process: proteolysis.
AACUACAGCAUAGAAUACGUGAACCCUGACCUGCCUGAAACUGUUCUGUUGAACAAUGUGGAGUUUGUUUCCUGUCUAAAGGUAGUCCCUACAGCUUUCAAAGGGAGGUUACCAGCAUUGAGGCUUGAGCUUCUAGGCUGUGCUGUAACAGCGGAGGAAAGCUGCCAGCGCUCAGUGCCGCCCCCAGCAGAAGAAAGUUUGAAUGCAGGGGUCAGACAGCUGGUCUUUGACCAGGAAAUUAUUCUAGCAUGGAUGAAAGUGGAGCUCCUGGUGCACUUCUCCGUCCCCAGGGGUGGUGUCACCAUCAUGUACAGUACCAGCUGCAGAAGGUGGAAGUACUAUGAGUACAUCCACACCAGGACGGUGAGUGUCAUGUCAGUGGACAAUAAAUCAAACUGGCUGACAAUUGAGCUCAAGAACCCAGUAAGGAUCAAAUGUCUGCGACUGUUUCCUGCAAUGGGAGCAACCUUGGGGGAGGUCUAUACUAAUGGAUGCAGUGGUAGCUGGUCAUCCACACUACAGGAGGUGGAACCUGCAAGAAAAGAUGAGAACUCUGAUUUAAUGUACCAGAGAGACUCUCCAUGCCAACAGACAGCAUCAGCUGAUGAGUUAUCUGAAUGUGGUAUCCGUCCCCCUGCUGACCAGGGUAGAAGCAAACGUAUUGUCAAUGGUCACAUGAACAGAGUCGGUGAAUGGCCCUGGCUUGUGUCUCUGCACUACUUGCCGGAGUUUGAAUUUACAAAAACUUCAGGGUUCAAACAUGCAUGUGGUGGAUCUCUAAUCGCACCAGGCUGGGUCUUGACUGCUGCCCACUGCUUCUCAGAAGAUUAUAUGAAUGGCCUAUCCAACGUCAGCAACUGGAGAAUUUACUUCGGCCUACACGACCUCGCUGAUGACCAGAACAAAAGAGUCCAGAUGAGGUUGAUUGAAAAAGUUUACAUCUACCCAGUGUACAACAUAACUGUGGAGCCUCUGCUUUGGGACCUUGCCCUUGUCAAGCUCAGCGAACCAGUCCAGUACACCAGGUUCAUCUCUCCCAUUUGCAUAGAUGAGUCUGAUCUGUUUUUCAAAGAAAACAGAUGCACUGUUACAGGAUGGGGACAAAUUAAGCCAGAGAAGGGGUCUCCUGGCAGCCGUUUUCCACAUACUGUGACUCUGACAGUCAUGACCCAAGAGAACUGCAACACGACCUUCACCCAGUUACCAGAUAACCAUCCGGUCAAGAAAUAUGUCUCGAUUGAGUCUUCUGUGAUGUGUGCAAUAGGAGAUGAUCAAAAUCAAUCUGGAGUUGCUGAAGACGCAUGUCAGGGUGACUCAGGCGGGCCACUGAUGUGUGAGGUGAAUGGACGCUGGUACCAAAUUGGUGUUGUGUCUGCAGGCUACGAGUGUGCGCUGCCAGGAUUUCCUGGUCUCUACUCGCGCCUGACCUUCUACAAAUCUUGGAUUAAGGAGACCAUGGCCUUAGCAGAGAAGAAUGGCUAGUCUAGCGGAUGUUAUAAAGUUGUUUACUGUUGAAAAAGAAAUUGUACCGAUCUUUCUUUGUUGAGUAUUGGGAGCAGGACAGUACCCUGUCAAUAUCCCCCAGGUUAAUUACCCCCUUUUGAAAUACAUGAAUAGGACUUUACCUCACAAUGCCCAUUAAUGGCUCCCUCCAACAUUACUAAUACUAUAUUACUUCCCGAUCACUAAUAAUAGUGCACUAUAUUUGUGGCUGGCUGCUUUGUAUUCAUUACAUUGUAAUGUUGGUGUGAAGGAAUGGAUUUUGGCAAUGUGAUAAAACUUUUACUUUUAGCAUGCUAUGUUUAUUUUUUUUUCUGUCUGGUCAGCUAUCUUUUAAAGUACCGUGUUCUUUUGAUACAUCAUUUAUUUUAACUGACUAGCUCUUUUGUGGGUUUCUAAAAAUAUACAAGUUUUAUGAAAUUUUAAUUUUUUUAAAUCUUAAAAUGUAUUUCAAAAAUAUUACUCCCAACAAUAAAAGGAUAUAAUAAUUCUUAAAACGUAUCAUUUACAUUAAAUAGCCUAUUUUAUUUAAUGGCUAGUGAAUACAUGCUUUAUAUAUAGAGAGAAAGACACUUAAAACGUUUUAUUACUAAAAUAUGUAUUCAACUACUUGUCAAAAUAGAGCUGGACUGCUAACCUGUAAAUCUCGAGUUCGAAUCAGGGUUGAAAGUCAGUAGAACGCCCCUGAGUCCACCCAACUCUGAUGGGUACCCAACUCACGUUAGGGAAAGUAAAGGCGGCUGGGCAUAGAUCUGACCACACUAUCUCUUCACAUGCUGAGGUCACAGAAAUAAGUGAACUCUACUUCACUUGCCCUAUAGACCAUCAGGUUUGAAAAGGGAACUUUACUUGUCAAAAUUCAAUCAAUAAGUUAAUUUGAUAGGCCUCUGGAUUUUAAUACCAGCAAUAAGAUAAACAGUGUAUUAUUUCAUUGUAACUGUAAACCAGGCGUCGUAACUUCUUACACACUAAAUUUGAAGCCAUUUUAUAGGAAGCUUAGGCUUUAAUGUCUGACCGGUUUUUCUUUUGAAAUAUAUAUAAUAUUGGCUUGACUGUUGGGUCUGCCUCCGUGUCUCAUCAAAUACAAUGUUCUGAGUCAACCUAGCUCGUGGCAACGUGUUUCUGUCACUAUGUGUUACAGAUGUAACUGAAUCAAUUUUGUAAUUGAAUGUAUUUUUUGUAUAUUGUUCAAUUUAAUCAAGGUUUGUACAUGUUUUUUUUUGUAUAUAUAUAUAAUUAGAAAUAUUUAAAGUGGGGGUAAUUACCAUGAGGUUUGAUCUGCAGAUUAUGGCAGGUGGCUAGGACAGAGUGACGGAUAUGGCUGAUGGGGGUAAUGUCCUAGACUUGUGGGGUAAUAAUUUUUGUUGCUUUUCUUAAAUUUUUUUAAAACACCAGCUAGGUGUUAAUGAAAUGUAAUGUUGUUUAGUUUUAAACCAGAGUAAACAAACAUCUAAUUAACAUCAACAUAUUUCUAACAACACCUCUGUGAAUAUAUAUAUAUAUAUAUAUAUAUAUAUAUAUAUAUAUAUAUAUACACACAUACAUAUGCACAUUUUAAAACUAAACAAAAACACAUCUGUAGUAUGAACUAGUAACCUAACAAAAAAUGAGCAAUUUUUUUUAAGAUUUUGGCUUGUAAGCCUUCAAUUAUGAUUGGUGAUAUAUUGUGCCAUUUUAAUUAGAUUUUUUAAAUUUAAUUCUUUUUAAAACUUUUUUUUUAGAUAAUGGCAAUGAAAACACUUAAAAUAUUAAACAAUACUUUCAAAACAAGACAUUUAUCUAAAUAACAUUGACACUUUGAAUUUGUACAUUCAGUGUUGAACAUGUUAUGUCUGCUAAAAUAGGUAUUAUGUAUAGUAGUGAUAUUAUUCAUAAUCUUUUAGUUAUUUAAUUUAAUCCCAUACAUUUGCAAAAGGACAUAUUAAAACAAAUGAAUGAGU